AUGCGAGAUUUGUUAUUUACGUUGGUUAUUGCAGUACUAAUUGUUGCUGAUUUUGCUGAAGAAGUGGAUGAACAAGAAAUAGAACGUAUAUUACACAGUGUUGAAAAUAAUAGACUACUGAAUUCUGCCAUUGAUGAUCAAUUUGAACCAACUUAUGCUGAACCUAUGGAUGGAACAGAUGAACGCUCUUCUUUUAUGCAGUAA
This is a messenger RNA of Adineta steineri, 204 nucleotides long. Lineage: Eukaryota; Metazoa; Rotifera; Eurotatoria; Adinetida; Adinetidae. The record is from the annotation of a GenBank genome assembly.